Stegodyphus dumicola is the source of this 1952-nucleotide messenger RNA. Its product is annotated as RNA-binding region-containing protein 3-like. The record is from RefSeq and is a predicted model, not a curated record. Gene Ontology annotation, cellular component: U12-type spliceosomal complex. Gene Ontology annotation, biological process: mRNA splicing, via spliceosome. Lineage: Eukaryota; Metazoa; Arthropoda; Arachnida; Araneae; Eresidae. Gene Ontology annotation, molecular function: U12 snRNA binding; pre-mRNA intronic binding; protein binding.
GAAAUAUGAAAGGUGCGUGUGAAUGUUUGUUGAUGUUCAACUCGCUCCUUUUGGAAUCCCUUAUAAGUUAUUAUAUUAAAUGUGAUGGAUAGUUGAAUUGGUACUUUGUUAUUCUACCAUCAGGAAAUAGCAGUUGAACAUUCUACAGUCUUGAAAUCUGUGUAUCAGAUAGAACGGAAAUAUCCCCUAUAAAAUGAGUGGCUGUUCAAUGAUAUGCAUCUGAUCUGAAACCAUUUAGAAAAAUUGAAUCGUGAUCUGUGAUCAAAGUGUAGUAUAUUUUAAAGCAGCAUAAUGUUAGGACAUACAACAUUAUUUGUAAAACAUCUGCCAUCUGAGUUAAGUGUAGCUGACAGAGAAGAGUUAUUGAAACUUGUUGGUGCAGUUAAAGUGAACAUCAUGCCAGAUAAUGGAAAAAUGAAAUAUACAGCUUUUGCUACAUUUCAGACUCAUGAAGAUGCAAAAUAUGCAUUGUCCUUAUUACACCAGAGAAAAAUCUUUGAUCAUCAUUUAGUUGUAGAAUUUGCAAAAGAACAACAUCAGAAUUUUGUUCCACAUGAAAGUGAUUAUGUCCCUUUUCAAAAUGUAUCAGUGAAAGAGAGUGCUAGUAAGUCGUCAGAGAAAGAAGUCUUGAGAUUAGAUAUGGAAGAUUUCUCCCGCAAAUUACAUGGAAUUGCUCCUGCUCUUGGCUUAGACUAUUUGCCUUCUCAACUUCUAAAAUAUAAAUAUCCACCACCAACACCAACAAUAAUUCAAAAUAUUGCUCAUGCAUUAGCUUCAGUUCCUAAAUUUUAUACCCAAGUACUGCAUCUCAUGAACAAAAUGAAUCUUCCAGCUCCAUUUGGUCCUUUAACACCAGCACCACCACUAGCUCCUGAUUUACCAGCAAAAACAGAAAAUACAUCAGAAAUUAUGGAUAGAGAUUCCUUUGAAGUAGAAAAUAUGGCUGUUACAUCUUCAGAAGAAUCUGAAUAUGAAAGUGAAUCAGAAGGAGGUGACCAUAAAAUCCCUGAAAAAGUUCUUCCACAAAAAAGACCAAUGCAAAAACCAAAGCAUAAAAGAAAAAAGCAAAAGUUAGCCAAUCUUAUGCCAAUGCCGAAUGCUAGUACUGGGCGCCAAAUUACAGAACCAUCAGAGGUAUUUGAAGUACAAACUAUAAGUCAGAAAAAAAUUAAUGUGAAGAAAAUAGAUCACCUUACGUCUGCUGUUGGGCCAACACCAGUUAUUGAACCUUGUGGAAGUUUUGGAGCCAUUGAAGCUCCUAAACCAGUUACAGGCAAUGAAGGGAAUCAGAAAGAGCCUGGGGAAGAUGAAUGGGAUGAUUCUCAAUUUAUAACUUUGGAAGCACUGCGGAAAAAGAAAAUUUCAUCUAGGGAAAUGAAAACUAUGUCAGUAUUUAGAAAUUUUUCACCUGGUGAACCAUCAGUUCGUUUGUAUAUAAAAAACUUAGCUAGACAAGUAGAAGAAAAAGAUUUGAGGUAUAUUUUUGGAAGGUUUAUAGAUAGAAAUUCAGAGCAAGACAGAAAUAUGUUUGAUAUUAAACUUAUGAAAGAAGGUAGAAUGAAAGGACAAGCUUUUGUAACUCUAGCUAAUGAAAAACAAGCAACCGAAGCUAUUAAAGAAACAAAUGGUUUUGUGUUACAUACAAAACCAUUAGUUGUGCAGUUUGCAAGAUCAGCUAAACCAAAAGAAGAAGGAAAAAAAGAAAAGAAAUCAUAAAAUCAUAGUGUUAAGAAAUUUUAUAUUUCGUACUAAUGAAUUUUUUAAAAAUUAUUAGUAUUGAGAAUACUGAUAGUGUUUUGCUUUCAUUUCAGUAUUUGAAGAUGACAGAAGAGCUGGUCAGUGUUAAAAUCUUAUUUUUUGCCAAAGCACGUGAAAUUAUGGGGAUAUCUCAAAUGGAAAUGAAAUGUUCUAAAGGACCAUUUACUGGAGAAACUCUAAUGAAAGAAAUUAAA